This is a messenger RNA of Balaenoptera ricei (Rice's whale), 571 nucleotides long. RefSeq names its product cofilin-1-like. Gene Ontology annotation, molecular function: actin filament binding. Lineage: Eukaryota; Metazoa; Chordata; Mammalia; Artiodactyla; Balaenopteridae. The record is from RefSeq and is a predicted model, not a curated record. Gene Ontology annotation, biological process: actin filament fragmentation; actin filament severing; cell motility. Gene Ontology annotation, cellular component: cytoplasm; lamellipodium; actin cytoskeleton. The transcript has a single exon. The coding region runs from base 1 to 501 and encodes 166 amino acids.
AUGGCCUCUGGUGUGGCUGUCUCUGAUGGGGUCACCAAAGUGUUCAACGACAUGAAGAUGCGUAAGUCGUCGACACCAGAGGAGGUGAAGAAGCGCAAGAAGGCAGUGCUCUUCUGCCUGAGCGAGGACAAGAAGAACAUCAUCCUGGAGGAGGGCAAGGAGAUCCUGGCAGGUGAUGUGGGCCAGACUGUAGACGACCCCUACGCCACCUUUGUCAAGAGGCUGCCAGACAAGGACUGCCGCUACGCCCUCUAUGACGCAACCUAUGAGACCAAGGAGAGCAAGAAGGAGGAGCUGGUGUUCAUCUUCUGGGCCCCUGAGUGUGCACCCCUUAAGAGCAAAAUGAUCUAUGCCAGCUCCAAAGACGCCAUCAAGAAGAAGCUGACGGGGAUCAAGCAUGAAUUGCAAGCAAACUGCUAUGAGGAGGUCAAGGACCGCUGCACCCUGGCAGAGAAGCUGGGGGGCAGUGCCGUCAUCUCCCUGGAGGGCAAGCCUUUGUGAGCCCCCUCCAGCCCCCUGCCUGGAGUAUCUGGCAGCCCCAGACCUGCCCAUGGGAGCUGCAGGCCGCCCC